Ziziphus jujuba (common jujube) is the source of this 2239-nucleotide messenger RNA. Its product is annotated as scarecrow-like protein 21. Gene Ontology annotation, biological process: regulation of DNA-templated transcription. The transcript is spliced from 2 exons. Gene Ontology annotation, molecular function: DNA-binding transcription factor activity; sequence-specific DNA binding. Gene Ontology annotation, cellular component: nucleus. The record is from RefSeq and is a predicted model, not a curated record. Lineage: Eukaryota; Viridiplantae; Streptophyta; Magnoliopsida; Rosales; Rhamnaceae. The coding region runs from base 405 to 2045 and encodes 546 amino acids.
GUCAUGUCAGGUGCAGCAAUGUAAUUCUGUAAAAGAAUAAGGUCUUUUUCUUUUUGUAAAAAGCUUAUAUCAUCGGAAGCAAAUUUAUCUUCCAGGUGGUUGGGUGAUCUCAUGUUUCAACAACAGCUUGCAUUUUCACCUGAGCAAGAACACGAAUCUGGAGAGUGUAAUUAUCAUCCAUCAUGGAUAUGCAGCUUUUUUGAUAACCAGUACAUGCCAAGCUAAGUUUAUUCUAUAAUCAGCAAUAUGAUGGUACUGCAUAAUAUGAAUCGGCUAAAGUUUGCUAUUCACAAGAGCUGACAGUCAAGUUUGGAAACAACAGUGCUAAGACAAUUUCAGAGUAUUACUUUGGGCUACUAGCUUUCAGUUGGUUGUGAAUAAUCAAGGAAGUGGCAACCCUCAAUAUGCAUACAUCAAAGAACCACAGAAUUCCAAAUUGCUCUCAUAAGUCCUUUGAGCAGUCAGUGGAGGAGCCAGAGUCCUAUUAUUGGCCUCCCAUCCAGAAUCUAGAACACCGCACAAGCUCUGAUGAAGUUAGCCAAGGAAUCCAUCUGUCAGCUCAUGCUUUUGGGCAGUACUGCACCCUUGAAUCAUCCUCUAAAACCAAUUGUAACCCUGUUCAUAAUACUUCGUCUUCUGUAAGUUUUUCUUCUGAUGGCAGCCCAGAAUCACAGCAAGAUGCGCAGUCAUACCCUUUGGACAAGCAUUACUAUCCUGAUAAUGCUUGUGCCUCUCCACCCAGUCAGUCAUGCUUAACAGAUGAUAUAGAUGACCUGAGGCACAAGAUAAGGGAAUUGGAAACAGCUAUGCUGGGAACUGAUUCUGAAAUCCUUGACACAUUCACUGUGACAAACGAGGUUGGGUCUUAUGCACAAUCAUUACAAGCAGAGAGCUGGAGACAAAUAGCAGAGAUGAUCACUAGAGGCGACUUGAAAGGGGUGCUUUGUGCGUGUGUGAAAGCACUAGCUGACAAUGAUAUGGUGACAACAGAAUGGUUGAUAACCGAGUUACGUCAGAUGGUAUCAGUUUCUGGAGAGCCACUCCAACGUUUAGGAGCUUACAUAUUGGAAGGGCUAGUUGCAAGGUUGGCCUCUUCAGGGAGUUCUAUCUAUAAAGCCCUAAGAUGCAAAGAGCCUGCUGGUGCUGAACUCCUCUCAUACAUGCACUUACUCUACGAAGUCUGCCCAUACUUCAAAUUUGGGUAUAUGUCAGCAAAUGGUGCAAUAGCUGAAGCCGUGAAGGAUGAAAGUAUGGUUCAUAUAAUUGAUUUUCAGAUUGCUCAGGGCACCCAGUGGAUCAUUUUGAUACAUGCUCUUGCAACUCGACCUGGGGGUCCCCCACGGAUUAGGAUCACAGGCAUUGAUGAUUCCACAUCAGCUUAUGCACGAGGAGGGGGGCUUGAUGUUGUGGGCCAGAGAUUAUCAAGUAUUGCAAAGUCAUGUAAGGUACCAUUUGAGUUCCAUGGUGUUGGAAUUUCUGGUUCAGAGGUUCAACUCGAGGAUCUUCGAAUCCAACCCGGUGAGGCACUGGCAGUGAAUUUUGCUUUGAUGCUGCACCACAUGCCAGAUGAAAGUGUAAGUAGUCAAAACCAUCGGGACAGGCUGUUGAGGCUGGUUAAAAGCUUGUCACCAAAAGUGGUGACCCUUGUUGAGCAAGAAUGUAAUACCAAUACAGCCCCUUUCUUUCCUCGUGUUCUUGAGACACUGAACUAUUACAUGGCUGUUUUUGAAUCAAUUGAUGUAGCCAUGCCGAGGGAUAAAAGGGAGCGAAUCAGUGUUGAACAACACUGUCUGGCACGCGAAAUUGUCAACAUAAUAGCUUGUGAGGGAGCUGAAAGAGUAGAACGUCAUGAGCCUCUCGGAAAAUGGAGAUCACGGUUUAUGAUGGCUGGGUAUACACCUUAUCCGUUAAGCUCCAUAGUAAAUGCUACUAUAAAAGCACUACUGAAAAAUUACAGUGAAAACUUUACACUUGAGGAGAGGGAUGGAGCUCUAUACCUUGGCUGGAUGAAUAAGGCUCUGGUUACCUCUUGUGCUUGGAGGUGAAAGCUGAUAGAAAUACACAAAUAUACAUAGUUCUCAGGUGGUUCCUUGAGGUAGAACCUCAUCCUAUAAAAUGUCUUCCAGUAUUAUUUUUAGUUUUUCUUUUCCUCCUUUUCUGGCAGAGAUUACUUUUAAUAGUGUAAUAACAUUACAAAGUUGUUUUCUUUUCACCUAGUGACAAUUAGCCUUUUUCCAUA